Juglans regia (Persian walnut) is the source of this 2826-nucleotide messenger RNA. RefSeq names its product prolycopene isomerase, chloroplastic. Bases 332 to 2485 code for a protein of 717 amino acids. Lineage: Eukaryota; Viridiplantae; Streptophyta; Magnoliopsida; Fagales; Juglandaceae. The transcript is spliced from 13 exons. Gene Ontology annotation, biological process: carotenoid biosynthetic process. Gene Ontology annotation, molecular function: oxidoreductase activity; carotenoid isomerase activity. The record is from RefSeq and is a predicted model, not a curated record.
CGCUGGUCGCUACUGUCCACUAUAACAUUCCAGAGCUGAGGGAAUAUUAUCAGUCAUCCCCAGUUAACAAUCUCACAAACACCCACCCAUAAAUAAACCCAGUGGCCAACUAAAUCCAAAAAGCAACGUAUCCACGCUCUUUGAAUAACAGUUUGUCCCAUUUUCGCUCUAUAAAUAAAGAAUUGCCCUUUGUCUCGUCUCAAUUAGGAUUGGGGAAUCAUGGAGUGGAAUCACAACCCACUCAUUUUUCAUUAACCUAAUACAGAUGUAAUAGAACCAGCACUAGCUUAAAAACCUCAAUCUCUCUUGUCGAAAGGAAAAACUCAGAAAAAUGACCCUCGCCCACUCACUUCCCGUGCUUGAAUUUAUGUCUUCUUCUUUACCUGGCAACCACAAUACCCUUAUUCUCAAUCGCCAUAGUCCCACAAAAUUGGGUUUUAUAAGACCCACAAACCCAAAACAAAAAUUCAACUUCUUCGUUUCUCAAAAAGUAAAACCUAUUGGUUUCUUUGGUUGCAAUCUCUGCGACUCUAAUUCUGGGUUUAACAGUCGUCAACUUUUUUAUGAGUGUUAUGCCGCACAAUCAAGUAGGAUCGGACCCAGUAGUAGAAAACACAAGGCCUUCUCUAUUAAACGUGCUAAAACUCGAGCUCUCAAUGAUCACCAGCUCUUUAGCAUGGGUUCAGGGUUUUACAGCUCCAGACAGUUGGGCACUUCCAGACUUACAAGUUCAGGAUGCAAAAUUCUGUCUGGUGGUGCCCUGAGAAUCCCGAAUACCAAAAGUUUCAAGCAUAGUAGUGGGAUUUCAGGGGCUUGCGAGGUGAAUUGGAGCAAUCACAAAUUUGAAUUGAGGUCCAAAUCGGUGCUUAGUGUAGAUAAAGCGGUAGAGAGAGAGAGAAGUGGAGGGGGGCUGGGUAGCGAGAAUUCUUAUGAUGCAAUUGUUAUCGGGUCUGGGAUUGGAGGAUUAGUUGCGGCGACGCAGUUGGCGGUGAAGGGUGCUAGGGUUCUGGUUUUGGAGAAGUAUGUCAUUCCUGGUGGUAGCUCUGGAUAUUACCAGAGGGAUGGGUAUACUUUUGAUGUUGGGUCCUCUGUGAUGUUUGGUUUCAGCGACAAGGGCAAUCUAAAUCUGAUAACCCAAGCAUUGGCUGCAGUUGGAUGUGAGAUGCAAGUGAUACCUGAUCCAACUACUGUCCAUUUCCAUUUACCCAAUAACCUUUCUGUCCGAGUGCACAGAGAAUAUAGGGAAUUCAUUGCAGAGCUUACUGAUAAAUUUCCCCAUGAAAAGGAAGGGAUCCUCAAGUUCUACGGUGAAUGUUGGAAGAUUUUCAACGCUCUGAACUCCUUGGAAUUGAAGUCACUUGAGGAGCCAAUAUACCUUUUUGGGCAGUUCUUCCAGAAGCCCAUUGAAUGCUUGACACUCGCCUAUUAUUUGCCUCAAAAUGCUGGAGACAUAGCUCGAAAAUACAUUAAAGAUCCCCAGUUGUUGUCUUUCAUAGAUGCAGAGUGUUUCAUUGUGAGCACAGUCAACGCUUUGCUGACACCAAUGAUCAAUGCUAGCAUGGUUCUUUGUGACCGGCAUUUUGGUGGUAUUAACUACCCUGUUGGUGGUGUUGGUGGGAUUGCGAAGUCCUUAGCAAAAGGCCUGAUUGAUCAGGGCAGUGAAAUACUUUACAAGGCAAAUGUGACUAGCAUUAUACUCGAGCAGGGAAAAGCUGUGGGAGCUAGGCUAUCAGAUGGAAGGGAGUACUUUGCCAAAACCAUAAUAUCAAAUGCUACUAGAUGGGAUACUUUUGGAAAUCUCUUAAAGGGAGAACGCCUCCCUAAGGAAGAAGAGAAUUUUCAGAAAGUUUAUGUUAAGGCUCCAUCUUUUCUUUCAAUUCACAUGGGGGUUAAAGCUGAGACCCUGCCACCAGAUACGGAUUGCCACCAUUUUGUGCUUGAGAAUGAUUGGAAAAAAUUAGAGGAGCCAUAUGGAAGUAUAUUUUUAAGCAUUCCAACUGUCCUUGAUUCAUCAUUGGCUCCAGAAGGACGACACAUUCUUCAUAUUUUUACUACUUCUGCCAUGGAGGACUGGGAGGGUCUUCCUAGAAAAGACUAUGAGGCAAAGAAGGAAAUUGUAGCAGAUGAAAUAAUCAGGAGAUUAGAGAAGAAACUAUUUCCAGGGCUGAGAUCAUCAAUCGUCUUUAUGGAGGUAGGAACACCAAAGACACACAGGCGCUACCUGGCUCGUGAUAAAGGUACCUAUGGACCAAUGCCACGAGGCACUCCCAAGGGAUUACUCGGAAUGCCAUUCAAUACCACAGGUGUAGAUAGUCUUUACUGUGUUGGUGAUAGCUGCUUUCCAGGACAAGGUGUUAUAGCUGUAGCCUUUUCAGGAGUAAUGUGUGCACACCGAGUAGCUGCUGAUAUUGGGCUGGAGAAGAAGUCACCAAUAUUAGAUGCUGCCCUCCUUCGACUUCUUGGUUGGUUAAGGACGUUGGCAUGAUCUACCAGGUCCAUAUGAGAAAAGUUCGUGAUUCAGCAUGACCACCUGACUGCAAAAUCAUAUAGUUUGCUUCUUUAGUGGCAACGAUCUACAGUGGGUGGAGGCAUGAACAUAUUUGAUAUUUUGUGUUUUUCAUUUUAUUUUCAUUUUCCCCCUUUGGAGAGGCCAACAAUCAUUGAAGUCGAUGUAUCUUGCAGACUGGGUAGUUAAUCAAUGUCAGCACACGGGAUUGCUCUGUAAUUUUUUGUUCGCUAAGCGGAAACUAUGCAAACGAAAAUUGUUGAGUUGUCUACAUGACGUUUAUGUAUCUUCUAAUCUGCAAAUUAAAAUUCGUUCUGAUA